GGUGCGCCCCCAGUAGCAAAUCGGCUUUAACUCCUCACCAGUAGCCGACAUCAGCUCUGAGGAGCGGGGCGUGGACUCAGACUAACCAUUCUCUGCCCUUAAAUUUGAGCGGAGGACCGACGAGGGAAAAAACACAGAAACCCGACAAGACUUCGACUGUCCUGCUGCUGCCUCUGCAGCCUACAUGCUCCUGAUCUUGAGUCCUGUGAGGUCACUGACAGUACAGCAUGGAUGACAUCUUCACACAGUGCAGGGAAGGAAACUCUGUGGCCGUUCGUCUGUGGUUGGACAACACAGAGAAUGACCUCAACUUAGGGGAUGACCAUGGCUUCAGCCCUUUGCACUGGGCCUGCAGGGAGGGUAGGAGUGGUGUUGUUGAUAUGCUCAUCAUGAGAGGUGCACGCAUCAACGUAAUGAACCGUGGAGAUGAUACUCCACUGCACCUGGCUGCCAGUCACGGACACAGAGACAUUGUGGCGAAGUUGAUCCAGUGCAAAGCUGAUCCUAAUACAUUUAACGAACAUGGAAACACACCACUUCACUACGCCUGCUUUUGGGGUCAGGAUGAAGUCGCAGAGGACCUGGUGGCCAGUGGUGCCCAGGUGUGUGUGUGUAACAGGUAUGGACAGACACCUCUGGACAAGGCCAAGCCUCACUUACGACAAUUACUUCAAGGAAAGGCAGAAAAAUUGGGCCAGAAUUUGACCAAGGUCCCCUACAAGGAAACUUUUUGGAAGGGCACCAUGCGAACAAGACCUCGUAAUGGUACCAUCAACAAGCAGGCUGGUAUUGAUUAUAAGCAGCUUUCACUCUUGGCAAAGAUCAAUGAAAACCAGUCUGGAGAGUUAUGGCAGGGUCGGUGGCAGGGAGAUGAGAUUGUCGUGAAGGUGCUACAGGUGAGAGACUGGACCACGAGGAAGAGCAGAGACUUCAAUGAAGAACAUCCCAAACUCAGGAUAUUUUCUCAUCCAAACAUCCUGCCUGUUCUUGGAGCCUGUCAGUCGCCCCCAUCCCCUCACCCUAUCAUCAUCACUCACUACAUGCCAUAUGGAUCUCUCUACAACAUACUCCACCAGGGCACUACUCUGGUGGUGGACCAAAACCAAGCAGUCAAGUUUGCCCUGGAAAUUGCCAGUGGCAUGGCGUUCCUCCACACCUUAGAACCAAUGGUUUCACGGCUUUACCUCAACAGCAAGCACAUCAUGAUUGAUGAAGACAUGACAGCCAGGAUAAGCAUGGCAGACGCAAAGUUCUCCUUCCAGUGUCCGGGUCGUAUGUACUCCCCUGCGUGGAUGGCUCCUGAAGCCUUGCAGAAGAAGCCUGAAGACAUCAACAGGAGAUCUGCUGACAUGUGGAGCUUUGCUGUGUUACUAUGGGAGCUGGUCACCAGGGAAGUGCCCUUUGCUGACCUCUCACACAUGGAGAUAGGCAUGAAGGUGGCUCUCGAGGGUCUUCGACCUACCAUUCCCCCAGGGAUCUCACCUCACAUUUGUAAACUAAUGAGACUCUGCAUGAACGAAGACCCAGCCAAGAGACCAAAGUUUGACAUGAUCGUCCCCAUCCUGGAGAAGAUGCAAGACAAGUGACGAGACAGUUAAUCUGCAACAACUUUUACACUUUUACUCUUCUUUUUUUUAAUAAUCAAACCACUUUUAGCCUUCACUACAACAAUGUAUCUGCUCAGCUGCUGUAAAUAAUAUUAGAGACCACUUUAGCUCCACGGAUGAAGAUGCUUUACUUGUAUUAUUUAAAUUGAGAUAAAAAUGAUCUUUGGUGUACACAUGAGCUAUUUUAUUGUAUACCUUGUUAAGAUAGUUAGGACUUUAUGUGUGGUUUUGCAAGUUGAUGACACAUAGUCAGUGCUGGGCUAAGAAAACACGCAGACACAUGAACACUUCAUCUUCACUGGGGUUGGGAGUUUCUAAGUAAAUUGAUUUUCUUCUAGGACUGUGGUGCAAGAGAUUAAGAGACUCACAAACAGACAAACUUUUUUUUAGGUUUUCCAAAUUUCAGAACAUGUUUUAUUGGGUUUCCCCUUUGUCCGUUUCUGUAUCUAUAUUUUUGGAUAAAAGUUACCUACAUGUCCUUGGCUGCUUCUUUGCCCAGGACUCCAAUAAGGUUAAAACUUAAAUUUUAAAUAUGCACAAACAAUUAUGAUAGCUAUGUGUCAGUAGCCUGAAAGCUGAUUAAAAGAAUUGUGUGUAAAAAAAAUCCCGGCUAUAUACACAUGCCAACAAAUGCCAAUGCAAUAAAUCUUUAUAUUUAUAAAAAUC
Messenger RNA from Cynoglossus semilaevis (tongue sole), 2273 nucleotides. RefSeq names its product integrin-linked kinase (gene ilk). The transcript is spliced from 13 exons. Lineage: Eukaryota; Metazoa; Chordata; Actinopteri; Pleuronectiformes; Cynoglossidae. Gene Ontology annotation, molecular function: protein serine/threonine kinase activity; protein binding; ATP binding. The coding region runs from base 228 to 1586 and encodes 452 amino acids. The record is from RefSeq and is a predicted model, not a curated record. Gene Ontology annotation, cellular component: focal adhesion; stress fiber. Gene Ontology annotation, biological process: substrate adhesion-dependent cell spreading; integrin-mediated signaling pathway; protein phosphorylation.